AUGCCAUCUCCUUUGGCUAUUGAGGGGUUGACUGCAACAGAUAUCUCACAAAAGAUCGAACUACUGAUCCACAAUCUGGUCAACAUCAAAGAUGAGACAGGGCAUUUCUUGUUGAAACUGCCCGACGGACGGAUUAUUGACACCAAAGGUUGGCAUGAUUGGGAAUGGACUCAUGGAAUUGGCUUAUAUGGCCUGUAUCAAUAUCAUGCGUUGACAUCCUCUCCAGUGGCACUCAGCACCAUGCAAGACUGGUUUUCGAGGAGGUUGGCUGAAGGCACCACCAAAAAUAUCAACACCAUGGCAGCCUUUCUCUCUCUCGCAUAUCUAUAUGAAGAGACGAGAGAACGAAGCUAUCUGCCUUGGUUGGAGUCUUGGGCGGAGUGGGCGAUGCACGAUUUGCCUCGAACAACUUUUGGGGGGAUGCAGCAUAUAACGUAUCUUGAAGAGAACCACAAUCAACUCUGGGAUGACACGCUUAUGAUGACCGUUAUGCCUCUGGCAAAGAUUGGGAGACUACUCAAUCGCCCCAGCUACGUGGAAGAAGCCAAGCGGCAGUUUCUUCUACAUAUUCAGUACCUUUACGACCCUCAGACCGGGCUCUUCUUUCACGGUUGGCAAUUUACCGAUGACGGUGAUGCUCAAUUGGGCCAUAAUUUUGCGCGAGCGAGAUGGGCUCGGGGCAAUAGCUGGGUGACGAUUGCAAUUCCGGAUUUCAUCGAGCUCCUGGACUUGCCUUCGGAUGACGGCCUAAGACUGUACCUGGUCGGUGUGUUGCAGGCACAAUGUAGAGCUCUGCGGGCCUUACAAACCAAAGAGGGCAUGUGGCGGACUUUACUCGACGUGUCAGAAGAGGAGGGGAGUUACCAGGAAGCAUCGGCCACUGCGGGAUUCGCCUAUGGUCUUCUGAAGUCGAUACGGAGACGGUACAUCUCAAAGGAAUACCUGGACGUUGCAACGAGAGCAAUCAAGGCCGUGAUUCAACGAAUCAGCGAAGACGGCGAAUUGUCGGAUGUCAGCUUUGGCACGGGGAUGGGCAAGGAUCUCAAGCAUUAUCUGGACAUUGAGAGGACCACCAAAUACCCAGGGCCGCUACUGUGGAGAGCGUCCCGUCUCCCGGCUUCCUGGCGCCAGGCUCGCGGCGAUCUGUACAAGAGCAUCGACGCCAUCCACACAGAAUACGGACCGGUGGUUCGGAUCGCGCCCGAUGAGCUUUCAUUCACAAACCCAGAAGGCUGGGCCCAGAUCUACAACAGUCGACCUCAGCUGCAGAAAACGCGUUUCCACUUCCCGUCGGCCGAGACGCGCAAGGUGCCCGAGAGCAUGAUCAUGGCCAGCGACGCGGACCACAAUCGGCUCCGGCGCCUCGCCAACCCUGCCUUCACGACCACGGGGGUUCUAGAAGUCGAGCCCGUGAUGCAACACUACGUCGACCUGCUCUGUGCACAACUGACCGAGGCCUGCCACGAGGGUUCGCAGAACAUGGUCGAGUGGUUCCUCUGGACGCUCAACGACGUGAUCGGCCAGCUGGCCCUGGACCAGGAGUUUGACUGUCUCAAGAAGCGCCGCAUGCACCCCUGGCCGAGCUUCCUCUUGCAGGGUCUCAAGAAAGCCACCAUCUUCAACCAAUUCCGCCGCUUUGGGAUCACCGAGCGCAUGCUGAUGCCGCUGAUGACGGCGAAGCAGUUGCACGAGAGGAACAACUUCUUCGACGCGGCCAAUUCGGCGGUGAAGCAGCGACUCGAUCGUGAGGACGACGAGGAUGGGGACGACGAGCGCGGCAAGGAAAAGGAGAAGAAGAAGAAGAGACCCGACAUCGUGGGCCUGAUGCUGCGCGAGAUGAAGGACGGCAACCGCCUCACCCACGACGAGGUCGUCUCAAACUCGGUGCUCAUCGUCGGUGGUGGCGCCGAGACGACGAGCACCUGCCUGAGCGCGACCUUUUACCACCUUUGCAAGACGCCCCGCGUCAUGAAGAAGCUCCAGGACGAGAUUCGCCGAACCUUCACGGCCAGCGGGGACAUCACCGUCCGUGCGACCUCCAACCUGCCCUAUCUCAGGGCGACCGUCGACGAGGCCCUGAGGAUCUUCCCCGUCGCCAGCUACAUCACGCCGCGAACCACGCCCAAGGGAGGCCACCUGAUCGCCGGCGAGUUUGUGCCGGAAGGGACCUACGUCUCAAUGGGCCAGUGGCACAUGGGCCGGUCCGGCCGACUGUUCGACAACCCCAAGGAAUUCCGACCAGAGAGAUGGCUCGAGGAGCUCGGCGACAAAGGGCCCUCGGGGCUACAGGCCGACGAGAUCCUGAAGCCCUUCAGCCUGGGUCCUCGAAAUUGCAUUGGCAAACAGGUGGCUCUCACCGAAGCACGCCUCGUCAUUGCAAAGUUGCUGUGGCACUUCAACAUGGAACUUGACGGGGAUCAUCCUACCUGGGUGGAAGAUGCGAGGUUCUAUGUUCUGUGGGAACUCCAGCCGCUGAAGGUCAGGUUGACGCCGGUUGAGCGUUGCAUGUAG
This is a messenger RNA of Fonsecaea monophora, 2511 nucleotides long. RefSeq lists its product as hypothetical. The coding region runs from base 1 to 2511 and encodes 836 amino acids. Gene Ontology annotation, molecular function: monooxygenase activity; iron ion binding; heme binding. NCBI's taxonomy places the organism in Eukaryota, Fungi, Ascomycota, Eurotiomycetes, Chaetothyriales, Herpotrichiellaceae. The transcript has 5 exons. Gene Ontology annotation, biological process: carbohydrate metabolic process. The record is from RefSeq and is a predicted model, not a curated record.